This is a messenger RNA of Magnolia sinica, 1152 nucleotides long. RefSeq lists its product as uncharacterized. Bases 138 to 734 code for a protein of 198 amino acids. Lineage: Eukaryota; Viridiplantae; Streptophyta; Magnoliopsida; Magnoliales; Magnoliaceae. The transcript is spliced from 2 exons. The record is from RefSeq and is a predicted model, not a curated record. Gene Ontology annotation, molecular function: iron ion binding; electron transfer activity. Gene Ontology annotation, cellular component: chloroplast. Gene Ontology annotation, biological process: alkane catabolic process.
ACCAAAGCAUAUGCCUUUGCAUGGAUUCCCUUCCAACAAACACCCAGCGAAAACCCCAUAAUUACACUUCUACCACUCUCUCAUCUCUGCAAACACCAAAGAGAGGGGGAGAGAGAGAGAGAAGCUGAAGAAAAUCAAUGGCUUCUGCAACAGCAAGGCCUACCUUCUCUUUCCACAUCCAAACACCAACAUCUCUUUCAAAACCCAAAACCCAUCUCCCAAUUCCACUCAUCCACCACAAAAAACCCAUAAUUCAACCUCCCCUCAAACACCCAAGAACCCGUCUUUCGCUCUCAUCUGUCGACGUCUCCAAAGAAGACAAACCCGUCUCCGAAAAGCCUGAAUCCCCACAGACUCCCGAUGAUUCCACCCCCGACGAAGAAAAAGAGAAAUUCGACCGCCGCCGCCUCGAGGAGCGGUUCGCCGUCCUGAACACCGGCAUCUAUGAAUGCCGGUCUUGUGGGUACCGGUACGACGAGGCGGCGGGGGACCCGUCGUACCCAGUCCCGCCUGGGAUGGAAUUUGGGAAAUUGCCAGAGGACUGGCGGUGCGCGACGUGUGGGGCGGCGAAGUCCUUCUUCGAGAGCAAGAGCGUUGAAAUCGCCGGGUUCGCGCAGAACCAGCAGUUCGGGCUCGGCGGGAAUGCACUCACAGCAGGGCAGAAAGCCAUCCUCAUUUAUGGGAGCUUGUUCCUCUUCUUUGUGUUGUUCCUUUCCGGGUACUUCCUGCAGUGACCUGGCAUUGGCAGUGAAAGAUUCUAGGUUGGGACUGAUGAAGCUCAAACCCGACCCAUAGCUUCCACCUUGACAGGACGGUGCUCUAACAGAUUGAACUACAAUCUGGGUAAAUGACUUGUUCGGGUUAGAAAUCGAGUGAGGAUUGGCUACCUCUUUUACAAUGUUCGGAACAAAUAAAGACUCUAGCUGGUUGUUCUGAUCAUGGGUUCUUUGAGUUUUGUACAGGAAGGGAUAUUGUUUGCUUGGGUGGACUUGUGGGUGUCUGAAACCAAUACGUUUUUGCUGAAUCAGAAGGUGAAAGUGUCUAAAAAAGCUGAAUUUGAUGGAAGUGUUCACCUAUACCUCUUCCCUAGCAAUUAACUGAGGAAUUUAAUAUGAUAAAAGCAGCUUAAUCUUAUUAAAUACAUUAUUUAAA